Molecule: messenger RNA, 600 nt
Organism: Hevea brasiliensis (rubber tree)
Lineage: Eukaryota; Viridiplantae; Streptophyta; Magnoliopsida; Malpighiales; Euphorbiaceae
Product: sm-like protein LSM8
Exons: 5
Coding region: 98-394 (98 amino acids)
Biological process (GO): mRNA splicing, via spliceosome
Cellular component (GO): U6 snRNP; U4/U6 x U5 tri-snRNP complex; precatalytic spliceosome
Molecular function (GO): RNA binding
Source: RefSeq, a predicted model, not a curated record
AUCUCAUGGCCCUUUUUUUUUUAUGCAGACAGAUUGAUUGUAGUUGUAGACAGUCUUGCGAAGGAAUUUCUCUCUCAGCUGCUUCAGGACUUGCAAAAUGUCUACUGGCCUUGGACUUGAGUCUCUUGUAGAUCAAACAAUUUCAGUUAUAACCAAUGAUGGCCGCAACAUAGUGGGAAUCUUGAAAGGCUUUGACCAGGCCACAAAUAUCAUCCUCGAUGAAUCUCAUGAACGUGUUUACUCUACUAAGGAGGGCGUUCAACAACUUGUUCUGGGUUUGUACAUAAUAAGGGGUGACAACAUAAGCAUUGUUGGGGAACUGGAUGAAGAGCUUGAUUCACAUAUUGACUUAUCAAACCUAAGAGCUCAUCCUCUCAAGCCAGUCAUCCAUUGAUCACUAUGAAUAUGUGGGUUGUUGUUGUAGUGCAGAUUAUGGGCUAAAUGCAAAAUGUUACAUUGGUUUAAGUCUCAAUGGUUGUAGACCGAGACCUAAUUUAAUCGAAAUUCUGCUGGUCUUAUUUUCUCUUUUAACUUUGUUGGCAUCAUUGUGCUUUGUAUACUUUUUAAAUAUUGGUGUUAGUUGUCUUUCCAAUUUUAAUA